ACACACUCGAAAUCAUUGUCAAGCUCGUCAUCACUAAGACAUCUGCGACCAUUUUGUUACCCGUCAUCUUAGUUCAGAAAACGGUUAUGAUGAGGUUAAUGAAUCUUAGUUGUAAUGUAUAUCUGGUCGUCUUCGUCGUCAUUGUUGGAAUCAUAACCGAUGUGGUGACUUGUGAUUUCAUUGAUGAUCUUCAUCUGUCCUCGUUACGAGUACGGCGAGGUCCCCCAGAUUGUUCAAGAUGCAGAACAGAAUUAUGCCGAAUGUACUGUGGAACGCCGGGUGGGAGAAAACGUUCAAUUAGUGAUUCACAGGUCUUCAGAAAAAAGUUUCCAAUCAGGAGAAGAAUCUCUCUUUUUGAUUCUGUUUUGGAUCGCCUCUCCACAGAAAAAAAACAAAGUAUUAUGAAGGCAUUAGUUGCAAAACUACACAAACAUGAAACAUCAGAGACAGAUCAUCAGCUGUUAGAAAAUCGACUUUUCAGCAAAAAAUCAUGAUUCAUUCGAACCAUCGAAAUCCUUGAUCAGUACUAAAACGACACCAACGACUUUACGAUUAACUGAUUUUUCUAUACUAUAUUUUUAACAUCCAAUUCAUAAACGUUUCUUGCUGAAUAAUACUAGGCCUAAUAAUUUGAAUAAAAAGAGUAUACGUGAACGAACCAAACGCUGAAAGUUGCAUCAAAAUCGAAUACAAACAAAGUUGUCUUACAGACUUAUUAUUAUUUCGGUGAAUCAGCAAUAUGCCAUCAUCAUGGAUAUGCAAUGAGUAAACUAAUGUCGCGCCCAAAGUUACCUUUACAUUUUUAUCUACUGUACAAUAUCGUUAUUAGCUGUUGUUUCAUUGUGUAUAAAAGCCGAGUUGUAUACAGUAUUUUACACUAAUUAGUAAUAAAAAAAAUUUUGUUCACAUUCUUAAAACAAAUUUUGAUGUAAUUGUAAUUUCAUAAAAUAAAAUACGAAAUAAAAAGCAUCAGCUCGCUCAUUGCAUUAUUUUCAUGAUGUAUACUGCUUACUCUCAUCCUCCUUGAUCAAAUUGUCAGUGUUUGCACGUUCAAUGCUACUUUAUUUGUUCAAAAAAAUAUAUAUAUUCAUCCUUGAUGUUUUGUCCAGAUGUUUUUGUAAUUUGCGUUCAUACAAAUAGGUGCCCGUUUCAAUUUACAAGUAUAUAGCUGUCCUUAACGUUCUUUUCUAACGCUUCAUCGGGCAACGAGUUAUCUUAAUUUUUAUAUUGUUAAGAACCGGAAUAGUUGGCAUGUGAAGUUUUAGCAAGUUUAGUUAAAAAGCAUAUUGAUUUGUAACAAAAUGGGUGUAUUAGAGGCUGUAUCACUCUGGGGGGUAAGGGGACAUAAAUCCCGUGUGCCGUUUUCAGGGAUCGCAAAAGGGCAACAGUUUAAACAAAACAGGGCCAUAAUUAUUCAGAAUUCUAAUCUGACAAGCGUCAGAAGCGAGAGAGAGAGCAUAAUUUCGACGCUCGUCCUUGUGAAAGACUGAAGAGGCGUGAUUUCAGGAUAAGUAUUUCCUGUCAGAAAUUGUUUUUCGUUACGCGACUGUAUUCUUUCGUGGUUUUUAUUUGAUAAAGACUUUGAUUCUUUGAUAUAAUGAAAUACAUGCAGCAAAUUAAAUAUUACCCAUUUUUAUGUACACCUCUGUCACUGGUAACAAUUUGGAAUAGCGUUAUGCCCGAUCAAUGCUUAAAUAGAAAGCGGUCAUGUAAUCUUAAUUUGUGUCAGAAGUUAUAUCAUUCUGAGGACUAAACACAUACAGACAUCUUUUGCUCAAAUAUCAUGCAUAUAAAUAUUUCAAUUAUUCUGUCCCCACAAUCUUGGACUUAUAUCAUCAAAAAGUGUUAUACUUACGGGAAAUUCCAACAUCAUAUUCUAGUUUAGAUAUAAAAAUACAUUUAAACCAUAUUUUAUAUGUCUAUCGAUAUCUUGUUUUUGGAUGUACACUGUUAAACGCUGUUUAAAAUUUUAAGCAUAUUGUUUAAGCCCGUCACUCUAACAACUAUUGUUUAAACAUUUUAAACAACUGUUUACACAUUUUAAACAACAGCCCUUACUGUUUCAACUUUUUAAACAAGUUGUUUAAAAAGUUUGAACAAUCAUUUAAAAAAAGUUUAAACAACUUGUUAGAGUGACAGGCUUAAACAAUGUGCUAUUUUUUUAUUGUGUAUAUCGAUGUUUUGAUCGAAUCUGACCUCGAUUUGUUGUUUUAAAAGUAUAUUUCUGUACUGACAUACAUGUAAUAUCUAAAUUAAGAGACAUAAGCAAUAUUUCACGUGCAAUGUGCACUCAUUUUUUUCCUUUUAACAUAGUUUUCGAUGUGAAUAAUAGUAAGAUCUAUGAGGAACUGAAAUAUAUUUCUUGCAAUUUCCUUAUUAUACGCGGAAUUGUUAUUGAAGCAGACUACAUUUUCGUCAGUGACGUAACGAGGCCCCCCC
Molecule: messenger RNA, 2439 nt
Organism: Lytechinus pictus (painted urchin)
Lineage: Eukaryota; Metazoa; Echinodermata; Echinoidea; Temnopleuroida; Toxopneustidae
Exons: 5
Coding region: 87-494 (135 amino acids)
Source: RefSeq, a predicted model, not a curated record